Meriones unguiculatus (Mongolian gerbil) is the source of this 1884-nucleotide messenger RNA. RefSeq names its product ankyrin repeat domain 37 (gene Ankrd37). Lineage: Eukaryota; Metazoa; Chordata; Mammalia; Rodentia; Muridae. Gene Ontology annotation, molecular function: protein binding. The transcript is spliced from 8 exons. Bases 1181 to 1768 code for a protein of 195 amino acids. The record is from RefSeq and is a predicted model, not a curated record.
UGCCCUAUUCCCUAUCAUGAACUCUAACCCUCUGGAUCCAUAAACCAAAAUAGACAGUUUCUUUGCUAAGUUUUCUUGGUUAUGGUGUUUGAUCACAGCAACAGAAAAGUAACUAGUACAGUUGUUAAAUUCCCAACAUUAAAGAUUUUGGAGACUUACGUUUUUUUUUUGUUUUUGUUUUUUUUAUUAUUUUCAGUGGUAGGAAAUCAGACUCAAGGCCUCACGCAUGCCAGGCAAAUGCUUUCUCCUAAACUAUACCUCUAUCCCCAAGACUUGCUUUCUUUUUUUUUUUUCUGUUAUCUUUCUCAUUCUGGGGAUUGAAUCAGGGCCUUGUCUAUGCUAGGCAAGUGUUUACUGAUGAGCAAUGUAACUGUUGCUUUUUAAAGUUCUUUAUUUUGAGACUGGGGUCUUGCUAAGUUAUUCAGGCUGGUCCCAAAUUUUUGGUCCUUCUACAUCAGCUUUCCAAGUAGCUGUACUUACGAUUGUGUGCCACCACAUCUUGAUGAGGCUUGUAAUUUUUUUUCCUUCUUUCUUUUUCUUUUUGGUGUGUGUGUGGGAGGGCGGGGAGAAGGGGUCAAGGUUACCCAGGCUUAUCCUCUUGUUUCCAUGUCCCUAUGCUGGUAUAUUAGUUUCUUUUUUAUUGUGUUACAGCACUAUUGCCAAAAGCACUUUCGGGAAAAAGGAACUCACUUUGGCUUACAGUUGCAGAGGGACAGAGUGCUUUAUGGUGGAGAGGCACAGCAGCAAGGGCAGGCCCAGGAGCAGGAAACUGACGGCUCACAUCUUCACCCCAAACCCCAAACCAGAGUGAAGGGAAGUAAGGAACUAGUUCUACAGGAAUGCCCUUGACUGUAUUUAUGUGGGAAUGGAACCCGUGCACUUCAAAGUGUUGAGAGUUCAGAAUAUUAACCAAUAUUCACAAGACCAGACUGCAAGUGGUGAAGCUACAGACUGAAGCCUCUGGGGAAGCCAGGAGUAGAAAACCUGUGCGCAUGUCAAAGUUAGUGUUUUCAACGCUUAUGGCUAGCUAGCGAACACAUCGAGGUCCUAAAACUUAGCUGAGAAAAAAAGAAGAUAACCUAAAUAGAAUCACGAUCACAGCAUGUAACUUGACAGCUGGCACAAUCAAGAGCUGCUGAUUGAGUCUGAGGCGACUGCUCACUGCCAGACAGGCGCUCGCAUGCAGUCGGUGCAUGCACUGGACAAAGCUGUCUUGCAGGAGGAGGGCCUCAAGAAUUUGCUGGAGGCAGGCACAUCGGUCAACGCACCCCCGGAUCCUCAAGAGCAGUCCCCUGUUCACCUAGCUGCAGGAGGGGGCCUUGCUUGCUUGCUUCUCUGGCAGCUGCAAACCGGAGCUGACCUCAAUCAACAGGAUAUUUUGGGAGAAACUCCACUACACAAGGCCGCAAAAGUUGGAAGCCUGGAAUGCCUUAGCCUGCUUGUGGCCAGUGAUGCCCAGAUUGACUUAUGUAAUAAGAAUGGGCAAACAGCGGAAGAUCUAGCUUGGUUGUAUGGAUUUCCAGAAUGUGCCAGGUUUCUGACAAUGAUUAAAUGUAUGCAGACAACAAAACCAUCAAGCGAAAAACCUGAGGGUCCUCCCUGUGCCCCAGUGCUGAGACAGAAACGAGGUUUCCGAAGUGUGGAGAAUAGAGCUUUGAAGAGGAAGUGUUGUCCCCUUAAAAUGUCUUGCUGGGUAAGAAGAAGCUUGAAGAAGAGCUUCACUUCAGACAGAUCUACAAGCUGUGGCUUUGGCUUACCACAUGGCUAAACUUCCCAAGGAAAACUUUCUUCUAAGUGAAGAGAACAUUCAUGAAUUCAUGUGUUUACAUGACUAUGACAAUUUGACUGUGUAUACUUUGUUAUUUAACUUAUUAAAAUAAUAUU